UGUCCAUACAAUGAAACUAAUUGUAUUUGUUGUUUUUUACACCAUUGACUUUCACUGUAUAGAAUAAACACAUUCUUCAAAAAGCCUUCUUUUGUCUCAUUACAAAAGGGUGAAUAACUGAUGACAAAUUUUUCAUUUGAAAUAAUAAUUAAUUUUAAAUAUUAUGCAAAAAAGAUAAAGACACAUAAAAAAACCUUUUGUGAUGAAUAUAUCAAAAUCUGAUUCAGGUGUAUACUCUGUCAAUAACUCUGCGUUGGAUUCCCCAAAUGAAAGCACAGAUGCCUCGACUCCACAUGCUUUAACUUCAGUGUUCAUGGAUCUCAGAAUCACUAACCGUGUUUAUAAUGACUCACUGGCUGACCAGCAAUCAGCAGAGUAUACAACACUCAAGCAAGAGGUGGACCAACUGUUUGAAGAUAUUUAUGCUCAACCAUUUAACACCACUCACCUGAUAUAUUUGGGGACAGAAGAAAUGAUCUUCAGUAACGGGUCAGUGAUCGCCACUUCUCGACUGCUGUUUGGGCCGACCCAAGUCAAUCCAGAGAUUGUGAGAGACAUCUUUUUGCCUGCGUACAAACAAAUUCCAUCGCCGGCACUAGAGAUCGACCUCAGCUACACUGAAAAUAAACUAUCAACUGAAGAACCUUUUGAAGAAGAGAAGACCUUCAGCAGACCACCAACGACAACACACAUAGGAACACCCUCUACGACCACGCCCUCCAUGGCCACGCCCCUCACUUCCACUCCUGACAUCAUAACGGAUGCCGAAUCCCUCACCAGCCGCCUUCCAUCCACACACACACCCGACAUGUCCACUUCUGUUGUUGUAGGAAACAUCACACACUUCAUCCACUCCACCUCCUCCACACCCUUUAACGCAACCUCAAUGCACCCAAACACCACAGCCAACUCUCCAAUGAAUAACGCAAGUAUUUCUGCAGCACCCAACAGCACCACCAAUGAAGUAACCAAUGGAACCACAACAGAAGUCCCCAUUGGGACCACCACAACAGCACCAAUUGGUACAAUCACUUUACCUUCCAAUAGCACCACCACCACAACUGACACCAUCACUACAGUCCCCAAUGCCACCAUCACUGCCUCCCCAAAUGGCACCACCGCCUCCACAGCCCCCAAUGACACCUCCACUACAACCCUCAAGACCACUUUUACCUCCAUCCACAUCACUGUUGUGAACCCGACAUUCAGCUCCACUCCAUUCCCAACAGCACAGCCCUCGAAGACCACGCCUGUGAAUUAUUCACCUACCGAGGCCUCUGCUCUGGUUCCUGGAUGGGGCGUCGCCCUCUUAGCGCUGGCGGCUAUCAGCCUUUUCCUCCUCAUCAUCCUCAUCAUUCUGGUGGUGCUCUGGUGCUGUUGUCCGAAACGAAGAGUUUUCGUGAAUGAACCUGAAGAGAUGAAUCCUCCCAUGUACUACAAUCCAGACAUCCCCAUGUACUCAACGCAAAGCACGUUUGAUACAGCCAACGGCAAACAAGCGGACGUCAGAGAAAAACCUCCGAAAAUCCGAACAGGAAUGUAUGUGGUGAACAAAUGAUGGACACAGGUUCUCUGAACCCCCGACAUUGUCACUCACUCCACGUGUGAAGAACAAGGCCUGAGGAAAACUUUUGUUGGAAGAAUAACUGUCAUUCAACCGGCACUGCACUGCAGGAAGCUGAACAGACAGGGAAAUGAUUUUACAUGC
Messenger RNA from Megalobrama amblycephala (Wuchang bream), 1708 nucleotides. Its product is annotated as cell wall integrity and stress response component 4. The record is from RefSeq and is a predicted model, not a curated record. The transcript is spliced from 7 exons. The coding region runs from base 203 to 1558 and encodes 451 amino acids. NCBI's taxonomy places the organism in Eukaryota, Metazoa, Chordata, Actinopteri, Cypriniformes, Xenocyprididae.